Molecule: messenger RNA, 808 nt
Organism: Sciurus carolinensis (gray squirrel)
Lineage: Eukaryota; Metazoa; Chordata; Mammalia; Rodentia; Sciuridae
Gene: Trmt112
Product: tRNA methyltransferase activator subunit 11-2
Exons: 4
Coding region: 152-493 (113 amino acids)
Biological process (GO): tRNA methylation; peptidyl-glutamine methylation; rRNA (guanine-N7)-methylation
Molecular function (GO): protein heterodimerization activity
Source: RefSeq, a predicted model, not a curated record
UCUGCUCCGGCCAGCACGAGAAGCUGCAGCAAGUUCGCUACUUCCGGUCUUCCAGCCGUCCAAUAGUACAAAAGGCCGAGCGACCCCGGAAGUGACGUUAGCUCGGAGCGGCCUCUUUCCGGUUCCGGAGUGGAAGAUCGCGUACGGCAACAUGAAGCUGCUCACCCACAAUCUACUGAGCUCACAUGUGCGGGGGGUGGGGCCUCGUGGCUUCCCCCUGCGCCUCCAGGCCACCGAAGUCCGAAUCAACCCCGUGGAGUUCAACCCCGACUUCGUGGCGCGGAUGAUACCCAAGUUGCACCUGGUGGAGGUCCCCAAAGAGCCGAUCGAGGGCUACGAGAACGACGAGACGUUUCUGAGAAAGAUGCACCACGUGCUGCUGGAGGUGGACGUGCUGGAGGGCACCCUGCAAUGCCCGGAGUCUGGACGUCUGUUCCCCAUCAGCCGCGGGAUCCCCAACAUGCUGCUGAAUGACGAGGAAACCGAGACUUAGCUGCCAGGCACCAGUUUUGCCUUUUGUGACCGUGUGUAUCUUUGUUGAUAUAUAUUUUGCUAGUUCUGCAGUGUGUAGCCCCAGCCCUUGACCCAAUGACACACUGACCAGUGUUUUCGAGCUCCAUAGUAUAUCUUUUUUUUUUUUUUUUUUUUUUCUCAUUAAAGGUUCAAAACCAAAAGCGGUUUCUCUUUGCAGCAAAUAUACAUUAAAAUAGAGUCUCUGUACAGCCAAAGGCUCUGGGCCCUGGCUUGCCCCAUGUCCCUGCGCCUCCCUGGCCAAACCCAAAAAUAAAUAUAGUGUUAUUGCUCUGCA